AUGUUUCGAGUAGCGCGGCCCGCAGUCCACGCUGCGAUGCGCGCGACGUCGGUGCGUGCACUGCACCAGCUUCCGCCGAUGCCCGAGGCCCUGGCUGAGGGAUGCGAGCCGUUUCUGUCGAAGCGCACGACGCACUUGCUGUGGACGCAGUGGCAGGCGGGUCUGCUGCAGCGUCUCAACGAAGAGGUCCGGGGCACGCCUCGCGCGACCGAGUCGGUGGUCGAGACGGUCAUGAAUGCGGCUCAUGACCGCGACAGCAUACUUGCGUUCAACUAUGCAUCGCUCGCGCUGAACACGAGCUUCUUUCUUUCGUGCCUCGUGCCGCACGCCGCUCAAAAGCAGCCGGCGUACCCGCAGCCCUCGACGCAUAUCGGCGCCGUGCCCACGCUGUUUGGCAAGACGCUCGCGACGGCCAUCUCGGACCAAUUUGGAUCGCUGCCGCAGCUCAAGCUGGCCAUGUCGUCGGCGGCCAUGGGCAUGGUCUCGAGUGGCUGGGUGUGGCUCGUCAAAGACGAGCACGGCCGUCUGGGCAUCGUGCCGACGUACGGCGCCGGCACCGUGCUCGUGCAGCAGCGCCGCCAGUGCGGCCCUAAGGACCUCGUGACAGCCGUGCAGGACGGCGAGGCGCAGGCCGAGGCGCCGGCCGCCCCCGACGCACCCACGCGGCCUCCCCGCUUCGACGCCCUGUCGCGCGCCUCGGGAGCCGACGCGAUCGGGCAGCAUCUAUACCCACUGCUGUGUGUGAGCAUGUACGAACACGCAUGGCUCGGCGACUAUGGGUUCUGGGGCAAGGAGCGCUAUAUGACGCACUUUUGGGACUGCGUCAACUGGGAGCGCGUCGAGCGCCUGUGGGGCGACGAUCGUACAUAG
Messenger RNA from Malassezia restricta, 870 nucleotides. Its product is annotated as superoxide dismutase, Fe-Mn family. Gene Ontology annotation, biological process: superoxide metabolic process. Gene Ontology annotation, molecular function: superoxide dismutase activity; metal ion binding. The record is from RefSeq and is a predicted model, not a curated record. The coding region runs from base 1 to 870 and encodes 289 amino acids. The transcript has a single exon. NCBI's taxonomy places the organism in Eukaryota, Fungi, Basidiomycota, Malasseziomycetes, Malasseziales, Malasseziaceae.